CGCGGAGAUGACGCAUGCGCAAAGACGCCCGCGCUGCAUAUAUAAGUACUGAGCCGGGCUCUUCCUCGUAGUGCUGCUGGGACCGUUGGUAGGGAAGGGUGCGCGGUGGCUUCUAAACCACUCGAGCACCGAGCGCUGCAAACGGAAAGAGCAGGGCACGCGGGCUGGUCAACAUGUCGCGUUAUGGGCGGUACGGAGGAGAAACGAAGGUUUAUGUUGGUAACCUGGGAACUGGUGCUGGCAAAGGAGAGUUAGAAAGGGCUUUCAGUUAUUAUGGUCCCUUAAGAACUGUAUGGAUUGCAAGAAAUCCCCCGGGAUUUGCCUUUGUGGAAUUUGAAGAUCCUAGAGAUGCUGAAGAUGCAGUACGAGGACUGGAUGGAAAGGUGAUUUGUGGUUCCCGAGUAAGGGUUGAGCUAUCUACGGGCAUGCCUCGGAGAUCUCGCUUUGAUAGACCACCUGCCCGACGUCCCUUUGAUCCCAAUGAUAGAUGCUAUGAGUGUGGCGAAAAGGGACAUUAUGCUUAUGAUUGUCAUCGUUAUAGCCGGAGAAGAAGAAGCAGGUCACGGUCUAGAUCACAUUCUCGAUCCAGAGGAAGGCGAUACUCUCGCUCACGCAGCAGGAGCAGGGGACGGAGGUCAAGAUCGGCAUCUCCUCGACGAUCAAGAUCUGUGUCUCUUCGUAGAUCAAGAUCAGCUUCACUCAGAAGAUCUAGGUCUGGUUCUAUAAAAGGAUCGAGGUAUUUCCAAUCCCGGUCCAGGUCAAGAUCAAGAUCCAGGUCUCUUUCACGACCAAGAAGCAGCCGGUCAAAGUCCAGAUCUCCAUCUCCAAAAAGAAGUCGUUCCCCAUCAGGAAGUCCUCGAAGAAGUGCAAGUCCUGAAAGAAUGGACUGAAGUUCUCAAGUUCACCCUUUAGGGAAAAGUUAUUUUGUUUACAUUAUUAUAAGGGAUUUGCGACGUCUGUAAAGUGUAACCCAGAAAGAAUAUUUCAGCCAUCUAAUCAAAAUGGAUUUGGAUUACUACUCUGUAAAUUCAUGGCAGUAAAAUAAUAUAAAUUUUCGUUGAAUGUAUUAACAUCUUAUGGUCUGAAAAUGUGGGGUUUUAUUUGGCACAUUUAAAUAAAAGUGUUUCUAAUAGACUUUUGAUUUGUGUUCAGUAGUAACACUUCUUGAAUUGGUAAACAUCAGGAGUCAGACUUAGUUGUUACUAGCCACAUUCAUACAGACUUACAUUCAGAGUUUAAUGGUGUUGGUUAAAUCUUGAACAUUGUCCUGUUCUAUACAUAACACAUGCCUGAGAUCUUAAGGGGCUUUGAAAUUCCAUUUUACCCUUGUAGCAUUGGGUAAGAUGAUUUUGAGUCCCCUAUAGCAUGGUUAUGACAAAUACCUAAAUUAACUAAUGCAUUUGAAGUUGGUGUUACUGGAUACUGUCAAACUAAUGAUCUCUGUCAGUCUAAAGGGACCAUUGAUUUGUCUAUAAAUAAGCAUGACAGGAACAAAGCAAAGCUUAUUAAAAUGAUAUUUAAAAUGAAGUGAGAAACUGAUUUCUGAAGGCUAAGUUUAGCACCUGAUUGUUUUCAGGCUUUUGGGUGGGAUGGUUUCUACUACUCUUUUGUUUUUUUGUUUUCAAACAGUCUUUUAUACCAAAACAAUGCAUAUGUGAGGAAUUGUGUGAAUUUGGAACAAUAUUGUAAACCAGCUUUGCAAAAUUUUCUAACCCAGAUGUUGUUUAACAUGUAUUGCCUUACUCUGUUCGAAGACCUGUUUGAUCCAAGCUAAGUUUGUUUUUUGUUUUGUUUUGUUUUUUGAGACAGGCCCUGUCUGGUGCAGUCUGGCCUGGAGCUUACUAGCCCAGGCUCACCUUGAACUCUCAGGCAGUCUUGCCUCAGCCUCCUGAGUAGGAUUAUUAGGUGUGUUCCACCACACCUAGCUCCAAACUACGUUUUACAGCUCCAACAACUAUAGUUCUCCAGUUUUGCCAAGCUGGUACAAAAUAAAGUAAUUAAAGAUGUUAAUCAGAAAUGUUAAUGAGACUAAAAGCAGUUUUGUAAAUCUUACAUAUUUAGCAGUACUUCAUUUAGCCAAGUGGUUUUUUUUGGUAGUGACUCUUAGACCUUAGAAUGUUAUAGCCAGUAGGAUCUUACUCAGAAUUUAAAUACUAAGUAUAAUAGAGCAGUGAAACAGUUACUUCUGAGGAUUUCUGGAUAUGCUUUUACCAGUAUUACUCAGCUUGGUGCAAAAAAAAAAAAAAAAAAAAAUGCUAGUGGCACAGGAAUCUGCCCUUGUCUGUUUUAUAGGCUUUUCAACAGUCUUUGGAUAGUUUGGGAAUUUGGGAAUAAAACUCAUCUGCCUCAAAUUCUUUUGAUGGUCUAAGUGGCCACUAGUAUGUUGGAAAUUAUUUGGAUUCUUUGAUUGGAAUUUUGACAACUGGCUAAAUUAACAUGGUUGGUAUAAAGCUAUAUGUGUAAUUGGCAGGCUUGUCUAUUGCACUUGGUUAGCUUUGUUAUGUAUUCUAUAAAGUUAAGUUUACUCAAUAAAUCUGUAGAGAUUGAACAAGUAA
Messenger RNA from Heterocephalus glaber (naked mole-rat), 2555 nucleotides. It is a transcript of the gene Srsf7, whose product is annotated as serine and arginine rich splicing factor 7. Gene Ontology annotation, molecular function: zinc ion binding; RNA binding. Lineage: Eukaryota; Metazoa; Chordata; Mammalia; Rodentia; Bathyergidae. The record is from RefSeq and is a predicted model, not a curated record.